Messenger RNA from Mytilinidion resinicola, 1755 nucleotides. Its product is annotated as FAD-binding domain-containing protein. Lineage: Eukaryota; Fungi; Ascomycota; Dothideomycetes; Mytilinidiales; Mytilinidiaceae. Gene Ontology annotation, molecular function: FAD binding. The transcript is spliced from 4 exons. The record is from RefSeq and is a predicted model, not a curated record. The coding region runs from base 84 to 1649 and encodes 521 amino acids.
CCAGCUCUUCACACAACGCCUUGUCAGCGAGCAUCGUGCUUGCUCGCUGCCCACCUCUUCCACGUUGCCGGCGUGAAAAGAAGAUGUUUUCUCUUUGCUCUCAGAUAUGCCGCUUCGCAGUGGUUUUGUGUAUUGGGUUCUGCUUUGUAGCCGUUGAAGCGCUACCAGGUUUGAACGCGACUCAGAACGAACUUCAGUCUACCGGAUCAUGUUGUGACACUUUGGACUAUUUCCUCCCAGGCAAGGUCCAUGAUGAUACGAUAUUGGAUUUGGACGCCGCAUACGAAGCCUCGCUUGCAUCCUACUAUUCGCAGCAAGAGCAGAGUCUCAAUCCCACAUGUAUAGUCAUCCCUACGACCAACGAAGAUGUUGCUACCGCGGUCUUCAUUCUAAACACCGCAUAUAAGCUGUCCUUGUCCGGUUGCAAGUUCGCCAUCAGAAGUGGAGGUCAUACUCCUCAGGCCGGAGCUGCCAAUAUUGAAGGUGGCAUUACUAUCGAUCUUCAACAGCUGAAUCAGGUGACCAUUUCAACUGACAAGUCCUUUGCGGGAAUUGGCCCUGGGAAUAGAUGGAUCAACAUCUAUCCCACGCUUGAUGCACAGGGUCUUACCAUGGUCGGAGGUAGAGUCAGUACCGUUGGAGUUGGAGGACUGAUGACUGGGGGAGGUGUAUCCUUCUAUUCCGGCCGGUACGGCUUCGCCUGCGACAACAUCUACAACUUCGAAGUCGUGCUCGCCUCCGGCGCCAUUGUCAACGCCAACUCAACCUCGAACCCUAACCUCUUCCGCGCUUUAAAAGGCGGCUCCAACAACUUCGGCGUCGUCACCAGAUUCGACGUCCGCCUCUUCCAACAGGGGAAACUCUGGGGCGGCACUUACACCCAGAUACCGACCCCCGAAACUCGCACCGACGUCUUCAACUUCAUCCACAACUUCACCAAAAGCGCCACCUACGACCCCUACGCCGCGCUCAUCUCCAACUUCGCGUGGGAAGCAGGGGUCAUCGAACUCAUCGUCAAUGACGUCGAGUACACCAAACCGACCCCCCUCCCACCUGCGUUCGAGGGGCUAUUCGAUAUCCCGGGCGUGAGCACCAUGCGCGUCGACUACCUCUCCUCGUUCACCACCGAAAUCGCCGUCGCGAGCUCAACCACGAACGGGAAGAGCAACAUGUUCGCAACGCUGACCUUCAUCAACGACGCUGCUUUCAUGGCUGAGCUCUACGCACUCGCCGACGCUAUGGUCACGGACCUCAAUACUCACGUGCUGGGGCUGCUGUUCACGAUGACAUACCAGCCGCUCCCGCAUGCCAUCUACUCGAAAUCCGCGGCCUCGAACGUGCUGGGGCUCGACCGUUUUACGGAUGACUUCAUCAACUUGCUCGCUGUAGUGAGUUGGCAGUUGGCGUCUGAUGAUGCGACGGUGUAUACAGCGGUGGAGAAGCUGUUUGGAGAUGCGGAGGCAGCGGCGAAGCAGAGGGGGUUGUGGAACGAGUUUGUGUAUUUGAAUUAUGCGGCCAGCUGGCAGAAGCCGAUCACGGGGUAUGGGGAGGAGAGUAAGGCUUUUUUGGAGAGUGUGAGUGAGGUGUAUGAUCCCGGGCAGUUGUUUCAGGUGGGCGUGCCGGGAGGGUUCAAGUUGGCGACCGGGUGAGGGUCGCAAGGGGGUUUGAGAGUGGUGAGAGGUGGUUGAGAGUGGUGAUGAUAGAUCGUAGAAUAUUAUUGAGCUGCCAUGACAGAUAUUCGAUAUACUAUACCCG